AUGAAACCAUUGCUGCUGUUUUCAUUUUUAGUUGCUGUAAGAAGCUAUUGCUGUAAGAUAAUUUUCAAUUAUUUUAGACUUUAUAUAAUAUGGAACAGAGUAUUAUUGUGAAGAGUGUUGCUUUUGGUAUGAGGGUGAUUGGCAUUGUGAGACUUAUCAAUAUUGUUAUACUUUUUUGGGAAUAAUUAUAGCUAUAUGGUGUGCUAUAAUAGGUGUUUAUGCAGGCCUAUAUUUUUAUGCAAAAAAUAAAACAGCUAAAAGAUUAAGAGUUAUCUAUUAAUAAUCUCAAAAUUGUUUGAGGAAUAACACAUAAAAUUAGAUUCCAGAGAAUAAUGAAUAACCCACAUAAAUUGCAUAAAUUAAUUUUGUUGAGUUAAAGGAAUAAAAAUUAUGA
Messenger RNA from Paramecium primaurelia, 394 nucleotides. NCBI's taxonomy places the organism in Eukaryota, Ciliophora, Oligohymenophorea, Peniculida, Parameciidae. The record is from the annotation of a GenBank genome assembly.